Messenger RNA from Elaeis guineensis (African oil palm), 555 nucleotides. The record is from RefSeq and is a predicted model, not a curated record. Lineage: Eukaryota; Viridiplantae; Streptophyta; Magnoliopsida; Arecales; Arecaceae.
AUGGAGGGAGAACCCUCCUCCUUUGUCCAACACCUCAAGGAGAGGAGAAGGAGAGGGAGGAGAGGAAGUGGUGUUAAGCUGUCGACAGAUCCUCAAAGUGUGGCGGCGAGGCUGAGGCGGCACCGCAUCAGCGAUAGGUUCAGGAUUCUAAAGAGCUUGGUGCCGGGGGGUAGCAAGUUGGACACAGUGUCCAUGCUAGAGGAGGCCAUCCACUAUGUUAAGUUCCUCAAGACCCAGAUUUUGCUCCACCAUGCCGCCCUUAUGCUCCCACCGGGUGACAUUCCUCUAAUUUCUUUCCUAUCUACUAUAAGUUCUACACCUACUGUAAAUGAUACGCCUACUUUAGGUUCUGGUGGUCGUGUCUUCACUCCUAGUUGUGCAUUUUCUUCUUCUUCUUCUUCUUAUCAUCAGCUUCCACCUCAGCAGAUGUUAGGCCACUCGAUGCCUCCUUCAACACCACCUCUUCCUCCUUUCCCGUGCUCCUCUUUUCAGGGUGAAGAAGAAGAGAUGCUCCGUCCAGUCAGUUUCAACAACCAGACUUUUUGGCUUAUCUAA